AUGCCCCACAAAUUGAAAGCGGGUUUUAAACCCGAAGAUACGUUUGAGGUGGAAUUAUUCAGCCUUCUGGAAAGCAGUGGAGGUGUUGUUGCAAAGGAGAAUUUAGAACAAAACCAAUUGGCAUCCAAUUCAGAGAUACAGAAAUUAUAUGCUGAAGCUGGAGGACCUGAGAGAAUGCACAGCUAG
Molecule: messenger RNA, 186 nt
Organism: Sphenostylis stenocarpa
Lineage: Eukaryota; Viridiplantae; Streptophyta; Magnoliopsida; Fabales; Fabaceae
Source: the annotation of a GenBank genome assembly